AUGUCCUUCACAAAGCCUGAAACGCUGCAACAAGAUGGUGAUUUCAUGGCUGACGCAAUCCAUGACGCUUCCAUAAAACAAUCUGUUAUGUGGAUGGAAUCUGCCUACGAGAUUUGGACUGAUCUCCUUCAACGUUUUUCUCAUGGUGAUAAGUUUCGUAUUGUUGAUCUUCAAGAAGCUCUUCACUCUUGCAAACAAGGUGAUUCCACUGUAUCUCAGUAUUAUACUCUUCAAAUAAUUUGGAAAGAGCUUUCUCUGUAUCAAACCAUUCUUGUUUGUACCUAUCAUUCUCCUUGCAAUUGUGGAUUAUUGAUCAAGAUUCAACAAGAUUGUAGUGAUGAUUCUGUAAUCAAGUUUCUACGUGGGUUAAACGAUGAAUUCUCUUCUGUACGUUCUCAAAUCAUGCUAAUGGAACCCAUGCCGACUCUUACCAAAACUUUUUCUUUGAUCCUUCAACAAGAACACGAAUUUCACAAUUCUUCCUCACAAAUUCCACAAGAUUCCAUGGCCAAUUUCAAUUCUCACGAUCCUCAGUACAAGCCUUAUAAGACCGAUCGUCCUGGUGUUUUUUCUGGUCGUGGACAAGGACGCAUUCCUAAAUUUGGUGGUCGUUCCAAAUACUGCGAUCAUUGCAAAAGAACCAAUCAUACUUCUGAUAAUUGCUGGAUCAAAUAUGGCCUUCCUCAAGGUUAUAAACCCAUCAUCAAACCUAAUUCUGCCAUCUCCAAUCCUUCUACCAACCUGACUGAUGGUGUUUCACACACCUCCACUGAUUCUUCUGCUGAUAAAACUCAAAUUCAAUGCACUUUUUCUCAAGAUCAGUAUGACGCCAUUCUUGGUUUAUUGAAACAGUCUCAAUCUCCUACCACUAGGGAGGCCAGUGUUAAUCAAUGCACUCCAUAG
Messenger RNA from Vigna angularis (adzuki bean), 903 nucleotides. RefSeq lists its product as uncharacterized. The record is from RefSeq and is a predicted model, not a curated record. The transcript has a single exon. Bases 1 to 903 code for a protein of 300 amino acids. NCBI's taxonomy places the organism in Eukaryota, Viridiplantae, Streptophyta, Magnoliopsida, Fabales, Fabaceae.